AGGUGUCUAAAUAAUUUAGCUUUUGUGCUAUGACACUCUUGCAGCAUUAAAAAGACAGAAACACAACUGAAAUGGGAAGAGAGAUCUCCGCUGGAUUUGACAAAUGCCUCAAUAAGAGCCAACUAUUUCCCUCAUUUAUUCUCUGAUUUCAUGAUGUGUCAAGACAAAACAACCCUCCCCCCCCCCCCCACAACAAUUGUGAUAGAUUGGAGGUUUGGGGGUUCACGGCCAUGAGAUGGAACUCUGGCUUUAAGCCCCCGCCACCUCCCCUCUCUCAGGCAUCAAAGGCAAUCUUGGAAAUAGGCCCCGCAAAGCCAUCUCUCCGUUGGCUUCUUCAAAGGACAGGAAGUGUGUCAGAGGGACAGGCCUUCUUUCCCAGCAAAUUCAGGCGAGAUGCUAUAAUAACAAGCUCAUCUAUGUGUCUGUGGCAGACUAGUUCAAAGGGGAGCCCGAUUCCUCUUGGUACAACAUGUGAUGAUAGAUUCAGGAUGCAGAAACACUGUUUAGUGAAAAUCCAACUGGAGGGCUGCAUCAGGGACAUCUGUCCAGUGAAUAGACAUGUCCCCAAACUGUGAAAAAUCCUGCCCUGAAAAUUGGGGUCAGUUUGCUUUUUUAAUCUUAACUUUCCCCAGUAAUCAUCCCAACUCAGUUAUAGUUGCAUUUGUGACCUUUGGCUAUCAGCUACCUAACGGCAGAAUUUAUACAGGACCACAUUUGCAAGUGUUCGGCGCAUCAAACUCCUACACUGGCAUGUGCUCUUUAUGGCCCUGUAUCACCUGGUAUUUACAUCCAGCUCAGGUGAUCUGAUCCAAAGUGGACAGUUCUUAGUGCACCAGUGAACGCACCCAUUUGAGAUCUGAUCACAUGUGGCCACAUUCUUUUAGCUGUGUGAAGGACUGGGUACUAUACGGUCUUGAAGAAAGGUUAAAGGUAAAAAUGUAAAAUGCACACAUGCACACAUGCACACACGCACACAUACACACACGCACACAUACACACACACACACACACCAAUAAUAAUUUAGCAUAAGUGCUGUAUUUUCUCAUAUAUAUAGAUCUAUAUAUAUAUUUCAUAUUAAACACCACUGGAGAAUGAACCUUUUUUGGAGAAAAUAAUCAAGGAAACAUGUUACAAAUCUUAUCUAUCUGUUUCUACAAAUAUUAUUUGUUUCUAUGCAUAUUUUUUUCUCUCCCAAAACUGUAGAAUGACACAGGUGGAAAUAAUCUAAAUCUGGUUUCAUUAAUUUCCAACUCAUGGUGUUGAUUAGAAGAGUCAUGUGGUAUCCCUUAAAACAUUGCUAUCCCUACACUGCUGCUUUCUCACAGGAGGAUGCCCACUGUGUGUGUGUAUUACCGUCACACUGAGCUGCUGGCAGCCUGGCAAGAAAUGGCACAGUGGCUUCUGUCUUUUAUUAUAUAUUUGAAGACUUCAAAAGAAUCUUCGCCUGCUUUCAUCUGCUGCCUCAGUCCAAUAAGACCGUGAUUUUCUAAACCUCACUCCUGUGUCACAGACAGAUGCACGCUGACCAAGGAGCCCAGUGUGAUUUUUGUUCUUGCUGAUAUGGUUUUAUUCCAUGAACAACUUUGUAGAUCAAGAGGGGAGAUUAAAAAACAACCCCUGAUCCAACAGGGACUUAACUGUAAGGUGUCCUGCUCUAUUAAGGCUGUUCAUUCAUUCCAAAUCAUGGAAAAGCUGAGCUGUAGCUAAUGCUUUGUGAUUUAAAUGUUUUUUGUUUUGUUUUUUUUACAACUUCCAGGUUAUUUUCUUUGCUUAAAAAUAAAAUGUGACAGAGCACAGAUCUGGACUCCUGUGAGCUGAGCAGAGACCAGUCCUGUCCUGGGACCCCUGCAGCGACCCGGUCCUCAUUUUUGGGAAGCACCGACAAUAGUGCGGCGACGUUUUUACAGUCAGCAGCCGAGGUGUAAAUCAUCUCCAAGCGGCUGACAAAGGUUUCCUUUACGCCUCUCCUCCUCUUUGAAGAGGGGCAAGAACGGGGGGCUGCGUCAAGUCAGCUGGAAAAAAGUCCAGCCACCCCGGAAGUUGUUACAUGGAAUAUUCAGAAUAAUAAAGCUGAAAGGGAAAGGAAAUUGACAUCUCGUGGAGCUGCUAAACUAGUCUAAUCAAUCACACUGAGUCUAGUUUUUCAAAUGUAAACUUGCAGGCACAUAUUUACAUCUAUGUACAACGCGCACACGCACACAACAUUUGCAUGUGGCCACGUGUUAUCUUCAUUUUCAUCUGGUCUGCUCACGAGCGUCUCCCGAGGCGGCGGUUUUACACUGAAAGGGCUUGACCGGAAGUGGAGCGUUCCCCUGCGUGCGACUUGCCGGUGGCUCCGGAUCCGAGGCUGGUGUGGCUCUCCAGUCGUCACCGAGCGCCAGUCUGCUCUCACGGACGCUCCUCCGUCUGGAUACCGCAGCCUUGACUUUUUAGUCGCUUUUUUAAGAUCAUUUUCUUCUCGGGAAUAUAUUCAUCCGAUGGUUUUCCAACUACAACUCGAUGCAUAGAAAUGGGUAAACUGCACUCCAAGCAUGCCGCUAUUUGUAAACCGAGGGAGAGUCCAGAAGGCGACAGCUUUGUAGUCAACGCCUGCUUGGCGCGGAAGGGCAUCGACGACUGGCUCGUGAAGCAGAAGUACUACUGCACGAGCUCUCGCCUCGAGCGGCCGGGCUGUCACCACCACCACCACCAGGCGAGCUGCGGCUUCACCGCCCGGGACUCCAUGGACGAAGCAUGUGCUGAGGGGAUCAGUGAUGAACACUACCGCUUAGAAGUGGCUUUACCCCCGGAGAAGACAGACAGCUGCUGUGUGGAGGAGAAGAUGCAGGAGAGGGACGGCCAAUCCCCCGCAGGGCCACAGAAACAGCUCCAGUUUGAAGAGUUGGAGUGUGCUGUGUCUGUGGAGGAGGACAACAGACAGGAGUGGACCUUCACCCUCUACGACUUUGACAACAACGGCAAAGUUACCCGAGAGGACAUCACCAGCCUGCUCCACACCAUCUACGAGGUCGUGGACGCCUCCGUCAACCAUUCUCCCAGCAGCAGCAAGACGCUGCGCGUCAAGCUCUCGGUGGCCCCCGAUUCCAGCCAGCGGUGGAGGAGUUGUACGCAGGGUGUGGCAGACUUGUCCCACCCUAGAGAGAAAAAUGACAAGUGUAUAGAAGACCCCAAGAGUGCAGACAAGAAGACCCGUGCACUCCUAAGGCGCCACCACAGUGACCACCACACCCAGCCGGGCUGCCAGCGCCACUGUGUGGAUGAGAACCUGGAACGCAGGAACCACUACUUGGACCUGGCAGGCAUUGAAAACUACACAUCCCGCUUUGGAGCCGCUCCCGUCCCAGAGCCGACGAAGGCGGAGCCUCAGACCCGCUCAUCCAACCAGACUCGCUCCCGCUCCCAUGAACCGGAAAACGGCCACGCCCAUUCCCACCACCGCCGCCUGCAGACUGUUGUGGACGCCGUGGCUGCGGAAAGCCUCCACCCGCCCCGGCCGCGAGGCCAAGACUCGGGGAAACAUGCCCUCCGUUCUCCCAAGACCCACAGCCGCGCGCCCCCCGCACAAGUCAGCGGCAGGGUGAUGAGGAGCCGAGGCGUUCCCCCUCCCCCAACUCUACCGAGCCAGACGCCUCCACACCAGUCCACAGCCCCCUACCGCAAGCACAAGCAGCGGUCCAAGGAGAGCCAGGGCUACCGUGCCUUAGGCCCUCUGGUCUCGAGACCAGUGGUGGAGAAGGAGCAGGUGAGGGACCUGCCCAGCGUGCUGCUAUAUGAGGGGGGGCUGGCACAAGUGGUGCAGCGGCAUGAGCAUCACCACCACCAUGAACACCAUCACCACUAUCACCACUUUUAUCAGUCCUGAAUUUCCACACUUUCCGGUGACAGCUCAGCACUCCCGCAGCCCCACGAAAAAACCCCACCAGUCCUGCAGACACACGGACUGCAGCCGCCCUCCUCCUCAGUCACUGUGCCGUUAGCGCUCCAGUGGCUCUGUAGGCGACAUAGGACAAGGACAGUAGAGGAGGGUUGUGGGAGGGGCUGUCCAGUGCUGGGAUGUUGUUAACCAGUGUUAUGAAGAGGUUGGUCAGACAUACAGAAGCUCGGGUAUGCAGCAGGACUGAGGAUCACUGCUGGGGCUCGAGAGGAGGGAUGGGGGAACAGCUCAGAAGCCCCCCGCCCCGCCCCCCCCACCUCGUAUCCCACGACCCGAUAAACUCUACGGCUCCAGAACCAGCACCACAACCCUCCCAGACCACGAGGCCAAAAGGUUUUUUGAGGAACAGGGGGGACGACAGGAGGAAAGACUGGUGUAAAGAUGAAAACAUAUGAAGGAAUAUAGGUGAUAGGAAAGCAGGGCAUAGCGAGUGCGACUGUUGGUGUGUGCGCGUGUGAAACAUUGUGUAAAUGUGUGGCUGUAGCAAGAGCCUGUGUGCGAGUGUGUGAGUGUCACGACACUGGUGUCAGUCGAAAACCACUUGAAGUGCGCUCAUGGGUGCGUGAGUAUUUAAAGCAGGUUUUUGAAGAUGAAAAUGAAGAUUGUGAUCUAAGCACGCAUUACCCCGUAAGCAAGUUCAAUGGGAAGGAAGACGCUGAAAAUGUUAUGAAGUAAAAAAAACAAAAAACAAGAGAGAUCCCAAAUCCGCUGCUACCUCUAAUUUAAUCCUAAUUGUUGUUAUAACGGUGACUUUGACUGAACAUUCAGAGGCUAUUUUCAAGUAACUUUUUUUCAAAAGAAGAGGAAUUGUGUCGCAACCUGUAGUACUGCAGUGUCAAAAAGCUCCUUACUUUUACUAACUCACAUUAACUGUACAUAAGGUAUAUAUUGUUAUCAAUUUUACAAGCUUUAUUGAUAAUGUAAUAUCUUUGUAUUCGCUAUCCGAAGCUCCUGUUUGGUUUCCUACGCGACCGCAUUUUAUAAGACCACUAUGAGUCCCAUUCUCACGAGAAUAUGUACAACUGUGUUAUUAUUAUUAUUAUUAAGUCUCACACUCUCUCUGCUUCGACUGUCGUAACGUAACUGACCAAGUCAUUAUGGCAGAAUGAGUCAAAUCCCAACUCUCAACAGUGCUGUUGUUCAGUAUCACUCAGUUGUGUUCAUGGACCAGGAUAAAAACAGUAAUUAUUUUAAGGUACACGGCUGUAAGUUUGAAUACAUAUCAAAGAAUGUUACUGGAGUUCAAUUCCUGUAAGCUUAGCUGUAAUUCAAUGGCCUGCAUGCUUUUCAUAUAGACGUUACUAUAUUGGUCUUUUGUUAAGAUUAGUUAGAAAUAUCUUCAGCCUUAACCAAUUGAAAUACAUAUCACAUUAAAUUCCCUUGGCCAGGGCAGUGUUUGAACCAAAAGGGUUUUGUUUUAAUUUCAAUGUCCAAAACGUCAGCAGUUGAAUCACGUCAUCGGUCCCAUGGUACAUUUAAAAUGAAAAUUAGAAAAUGUCUGUAUCUGUGAGGUCAGAGCAGCAGAGAACACUCUAAAAAUGUCUUUAAACAUAUUUUGCAUAGGCAGAAACCUUGUUUCAUCCAGCCUGUCACAGAGGAUGUUGUAUUCAUCUAUCAGUAUGGACUGUGACCUUUUCCCCCCCCUCAACAGUUAUUUAUGUAGAGAAGUAGAAAUGUUGUGCAGCGUGUGCACGUAAACCUCCCCAGUGGCCGAGUGGCUCAAGAUCCAAGCAGUAAGUCAUAUUCACACCGGGCAAGUUGUCAUGUGCCACGGUUUACUUUUUUGGACUUAGGCCUUUCCGACUUUUCAAGCCAAUCACUUUCUUUAGCGGCUCUGUUGUCCAGCCCCUGGCCCGGGAUCACACGGCUCCUCCCUGUGUUUCCGCGGCAUCUUCCUGUCCCGCAGCUGUCAGCAGGUCCUUUCUUUGUGGUGCGGCGGGGCGACGGCCCUUUCAGCUGUCUCAUUCCUCUGGUGCUGGAUAACACUGGGCCCCCGGCCCGCAGUCUCCACCUCACCCAUAACUCACCACUGCUGCUCUCCUGCCAACGGGGGACCGACUGUCUGCUCAUCCUGUCCCACGAUGCUCUAUGCUGCGCUGCCAUGAACGAGCAGAUGUUGAUGGCACUAACAUGCAAAAAAAAACCCAACUGUGUUUUAACUGUCACAUCUGGUCCGUCAGAGUCAGCGAAGACUGUUUACUGGUUUUCCUACUGAUGCUCAAGUUCUUAUGCAGAACUUUCCUGUUUCUUUCCAGCGGAGCCUGUCUGCUGACCUGUCGGAGCAACGAGAGUUUAAGUGCCUCGCUCUAAGGUCGCCUCGUGAACACAGAGGGGAGGUGAUUUGAUGACGCCGUUAUCGUUGGCAGGCUUCAUUCCCAAACAAUCCAGUGUGUUUGACUGUAAUAGUCCACCAUAGGCAUGUGUUUAUGGGAUGAGCGAGAAUGCAGUGUAUGCCAGUCUCGUCCUCAUCGCUCAGUGUGCUCUCACAGCUGCGAGCUGUCCUGUAGGAGGGAGGCACCACUGAGGCGGGGUCCUCUCACGGGGACCCAGUGGUUAAGACGGCGUCGUUCCCCGAGGGGGGACCACAGCUGCGCUCCAUACCUCAGCUUCCGCACCUCACACCGCUUUUCCUGGACAAGCGUGGAGCUCCCUGCCCCCUCGUAAAACUGUGACUCCUUUCUAUAAUCUUGCACCUCAUCCAAAACGAUGCUGGUACCAAUGUGUGACUCUAAAUAUAAUCAGUGUGGAAAUGGUUGUGCAGGCGACUGUUUGUCCAGCAGGGAGGUCUGAUUCGACACGGUGAGGGCACCGAGGGCUUCUGAAGGAAUUGGGGUGAAAAAGCUCGGUCAGGUUACCUUUUUUUUUUUUUAAAUUUCUCUCUCCCAGGGUUUUACAGAACACACAAAACUCAUUUUUGUCACUCCCUGGCCUCACAUGCAUAGAAUUACCUGAAGACACACUAGAGCCUACCGACUACUCUCUAGAAAACGACAAAUGUACUUUGGCCACGAAGCACAGUCGCUGGAGCCACGAGGGAGGAUUUGCUUUGCUCAAGGGCACCUCAACAGCAUUUGUUCAGGGUUGGGAAAACCGUUCUUUUUCUGUUUAUUUAUCACACAGCCUUCUUUAGAGGGAGCAGACCUUUAAAAACCGUGAUCUUAAAACCCUCUCCUCUAACCCUCUCACUCCACCUUUUGUCAUAUUGUCAUAAUAUAUCAAUAUUUUGAGAGGGGUGAAAAAAACGUGCGGUUGUUCUUAUCAUUUCGUCAGCCAUCCCUCUAAUACUACCGGAGUUUGUUUCCCAGAUUAUAAUGUGAGAGCAGGUGUGGCUUUAAUAUUUGAAAUUAUCAACGUCUCCUUUAGGAACUAAUUUUUUUAUCAUGUCAUACAAACUGCCCUAGAUCCAUCACCUGUCCUGUAGUACAGGAUAUUCAGUAUCCAGAGCCUCAUCUCCAGGUUACUACAGUGUGUAUUGCUAAACUAAUAUCGAUGUAUCAACAUUGUUUUUAAAUCCAGUGUAUAUAGUGGACUACAGAACGGUUGAACCAGCAUAAUGUAGAAAGAAAAUAAGUCUUAUAUGUAACGAAUGACUGUCGAACUGUCUCACAUGCCUACUGUCAGCUAGUACUACUACUUAACACAGUAUCUGCCACGCCAAUCUGACUCGGCAGGGAGAAGUGAUUCUCUGCCUCUACCACAAGUUGUUUCUGUCUCCACACACGGACACACUCUCACUCGGUAUUUGUUGUAAAAGAACCUUGUUUAGCACUAGCUCUUCUUUCCCUUUCCCUCCUAAUGUUUUUGUUUUUUUCCCAUGACCUUGUUUAGUUUAUAUAGAUUGUAUUUGAUUAAUUGCUCUAUUUAUUUGAUAGCAGAUCUGUGCCAAGGGAAAUACCCUUUUAUUAAAGUAUGAACAUGUUCCUGAUAAACUAA
Scophthalmus maximus (turbot) is the source of this 7868-nucleotide messenger RNA. It is a transcript of the gene nkd1, whose product is annotated as NKD inhibitor of WNT signaling pathway 1. The record is from RefSeq and is a predicted model, not a curated record. Gene Ontology annotation, molecular function: calcium ion binding. Gene Ontology annotation, biological process: negative regulation of Wnt signaling pathway. Gene Ontology annotation, cellular component: cytoplasm. The transcript has 10 exons. The coding region runs from base 2511 to 3863 and encodes 450 amino acids. NCBI's taxonomy places the organism in Eukaryota, Metazoa, Chordata, Actinopteri, Pleuronectiformes, Scophthalmidae.